Messenger RNA from Nematolebias whitei (Rio pearlfish), 832 nucleotides. RefSeq names its product E3 ubiquitin-protein ligase E3D. Gene Ontology annotation, cellular component: nucleus; ubiquitin ligase complex; cytosol. The record is from RefSeq and is a predicted model, not a curated record. Gene Ontology annotation, biological process: protein monoubiquitination; proteasome-mediated ubiquitin-dependent protein catabolic process; protein autoubiquitination. Bases 38 to 832 code for a protein of 264 amino acids. Gene Ontology annotation, molecular function: cyclin binding; ubiquitin conjugating enzyme binding; ubiquitin protein ligase activity. Lineage: Eukaryota; Metazoa; Chordata; Actinopteri; Cyprinodontiformes; Rivulidae. The transcript is spliced from 6 exons.
UUUAUUUUUCUCAGCUUCCCGUUGGUCGAACGACGUGAUGUGUUCAAAAGCACGCGGAGCUGGAGUCUUCUUGGAGCUGAGGAAACGGCUUCAGAGCGGACUUCUUAUUGUCGGGAAGGAAGUGGCCAGAGGUGCUGCAGAUGUGGAGGUGACGAGCAGGGAGUCCUCGCUCCUCGUCAGGACUCCGAGAGGAGACGUGAGCCUGACAUUACCGGCAGGGGUCACCUUCGAGCAGGGCUCCUGCCUCCACACACCUGGGGGAGAAGCCGGUGGAGAGGAGCUGCAUUUCAGGCUGCGCAUCGCUGUCGAACGGCGCACGGAGGAAGUGUCCUCUGACGGAGUCAUAGAGACUCUUGAAGCAAAGAAGACUUACUGCUUCUGCUGCCAGGGCUGCAUGACCCGGCUGCUGGACGACAGAACGUUUAAGCGAGUUCUUCCUCUUCCUAACGGGAACUGGAACGCCAUCGUGGACGAGUGGUGUUGCCACCCGGACCCGUUUGCCAACAAGAAGCUGCUGCCCCGAGCAGAGGACUGUUUACUGGGCGACACCUUCAUCCUCCUGGCCCGUGACCGCAGCUGUGACCACACUCUGACGGAGGAAGAGAGUCCUGUGGGCCCAGCAGACGGUCAGGAAACAAAGAAACCCUGUCGCCGUUUGACUCUCAUCUCUUGUGCAAGCUGUUCGUCAGAACUUGGAGAAGCUGUUUCACCAGAGGCCGUGAAGCUCUACAUCACCCAGGUGGUGGUGGAGCCUGCUGCGGGAGGUGGAGAGCCUGGAGCGUCGCUGAGCAGGCAGGUUUUCACUCACACUUCCUGUUGGGGACAGUUUUGA